This is a messenger RNA of Eurypyga helias (sunbittern), 543 nucleotides long. RefSeq names its product vacuolar protein sorting-associated protein 29-like. Gene Ontology annotation, cellular component: endosome; retromer complex. Lineage: Eukaryota; Metazoa; Chordata; Aves; Eurypygiformes; Eurypygidae. The transcript has 3 exons. The annotation marks the transcript as partial. The record is from RefSeq and is a predicted model, not a curated record. Gene Ontology annotation, biological process: retrograde transport, endosome to Golgi; intracellular protein transport.
CUGGUGUUAGUGUUGGGGGACCUUCACAUCCCACAGCGGUGCCGUGGUCUGCCGGGGAAAUUCAAGAAGCUGCUGGUUCCAGGAAAGAUGCAGCACAUCUUGUGUACAGGAAACCUCUGCACCAGGGAGACCUAUGACUACCUCCGGACCCUGUCUGGGGACAUCCAUGUCGUUAGGGGAGACUUGGAGAGCCUGAAUUAUCCUGAAGAAAAGGUUGUAACUGUCGGGCAGUUCAGAAUUGGGCUGAUUCAUGGCCAUCAAGUUAUUCCCUGGGGUGAUGCAGCCAGCCUGGCACUGCUGCAGAGACAACUGGAUGUGGACAUUCUCAUUUCGGGACACACUCACAGGUUUGAAGCAUUUGAGCAUGAAAACAAAUUCUACAUCAACCCGGGAUCAGCUACAGGAGCCUACAGUGCUUUGGAAAAGAAUGUUAUCCCCUCAUUUGUACUGAUGGAUAUCCAGGCUUCCACAGUUGUGACUUAUGUAUACCAACUAAUUGAGGACGAUGUGAAAGUAGAAAGAAUUGAGUUCAAGAAGUACUGA